CCCUGUGCCGGUUUCCGCCAUGGCGGCUGAGCUGGAGGAAAAGCUAACCUGCUGCAUCUGCCUGGCUCUCUACCACGACCCGGUGACGCUCUCCUGUGGCCACAACUUCUGCAGGCGCUGCAUCCAGGGCUGGUGGCUCCACCAGGAGAAGCAAUGCCCUGAAUGCCAGGAGAAGCAAUGCCCUGAAUGCCGGGAGCCCUUCCCCGAGGGCGCCGAGCUGCGCCGCAACGUGACGCUGAGCGGCGUGCUGGAGCUGGUGCGCGCCACGGACCGCCAGGCCCCGGGGCCCCUCUCGGCCGACGAGUCCGGCGCGCGCUGUCCCCGCCACGGUUGGCCGCUCGAACUCUUCUGCCGCACCGAGGGCCGUGGUGUGUGCAGCGCGUGCACGGUGCACGAGUGUCGCAACCACGAGCGGGCGCUGCCGGACACCGAGCGCCGCGAGCGCGAGGCUCAGCUGAGAGCCAGGCUGGAGGUGAUGGAGCAGCAGGCUGCCAAGGCUGAGUCCCAACUACAGGAGCUGCAGCGGUAUAGUGGCCAGAUCAAGCGCUCGGCCUGCACCAUGUCCUCUGUGGUCUCCAACAAGUUCAGCCGCCUGCUGCAGGCCCUGAAGAUGCAGCAGGCCCUGACCCUGCAGGGCAUCCGGGCAGCUGAGACGCGGGCUCUGGCUCAGGCCCAGGGUGAGGAGCAGCGGCUGCAGAACCAGCUGGAUGCCCUGGCUCGGGACAGCCGCAGCAUCCAGGAUCUCCUGGGGGAGGGAGACAACCAGGCCUUCCUGCAGGCAUCCCAGCAGCUCCCGGAGCCCCCACCGCCUCCUGGGCCGUUGACCCUUCCUCAGUGGGACGAAGACCAGCAGCUGGAUGCCCUGCAGGCAUCACUGCACCCACUGUGUGACCUCCUCCUGCCAGCCAAGGCCACCGACCUGGGCCCUGUGGAUGCUACGGAUGCCCUGGUACCAGUCCCAAGCACGGGGUGCCCACUGAGGAGGAAACUCUGGCAGAAUUACCGCAAUCUGACCUUCGACCCCAACAGUGCCAACCGCUACUUACACCUGUCCCACCAGGACCAGCGGGUGAAGCACCGCCGCCAGCCCCGGGACACAGCAGGGCAAGGCAGCUUUGAGCUGUGGCAGGUGCAGUGUGUCCAGAGCUUCCGGAACGGGCACCACUACUGGGAGGUGCAUGCCUCUGACCACUCGGUGACCCUGGGCGUCGCCUACCCAGAGCUGGAGCGGCUUAAACAGGGGCCCCAGACAGACAACAUCGGGCGUGGAGCCUCAUCCUGGGGGCUCUGUGUGCAGGAGGACAACAUCCAGGCCUGGCAUGAUGGCAAGGCCUGUCGCCUCCCUGGAACAAGCGCGCGGCUCCUGGGCAUGGAUUUGAACCUGGCCUCGGGCAGCCUCACGUUCUAUAGUCUGCAGCCUGAGACGCGGCCCCUGUACACCUUCCACGCCCUCUUCACGCAGCCUGUCUAUCCUGUCUUCUGGCUCAUUGAGGGCAGGACACUAACCCUGUGCCAACGGCCUGGAGCUGAGCCCUCUCCAGAGCCCAGCUGAGGAGCUGGUGGAGCUGUCAAGGGUUGGGAGCCUGUGUGUCCCAAGCUGCCCACACCUGGUCUGCGACCUAGACACACAUCUGUGGCAGGGCCAGCUGUUGGCCUCAGUGUUGACUCAGAACCCCCAAACUGGACUUCUUCCUGUCUCCUUGAAGAGGACAAGAACA
Ochotona princeps (American pika) is the source of this 1718-nucleotide messenger RNA. RefSeq names its product tripartite motif containing 65 (gene TRIM65). Gene Ontology annotation, biological process: positive regulation of autophagy. Bases 20 to 1552 code for a protein of 510 amino acids. Lineage: Eukaryota; Metazoa; Chordata; Mammalia; Lagomorpha; Ochotonidae. The record is from RefSeq and is a predicted model, not a curated record. Gene Ontology annotation, molecular function: zinc ion binding; protein binding. The transcript is spliced from 6 exons.